Molecule: messenger RNA, 360 nt
Organism: Penicillium arizonense
Lineage: Eukaryota; Fungi; Ascomycota; Eurotiomycetes; Eurotiales; Aspergillaceae
Product: 40S ribosomal protein eS26
Exons: 4
Coding region: 1-360 (119 amino acids)
Biological process (GO): translation
Cellular component (GO): cytosolic small ribosomal subunit; ribosome
Molecular function (GO): mRNA binding; structural constituent of ribosome
Source: RefSeq, a predicted model, not a curated record
AUGGUCAAGAAGAGGGCGAACAACGGUCGCAACAAGAAUGGCCGCGGCCACGUCAAGCCUGUGCGCUGCUCCAACUGCGCCCGCUGCACCCCCAAGGACAAGGCCAUCAAGCGGUUCACCAUCCGCAACAUGGUCGAGUCUGCCGCCAUCCGGGAUAUCUCCGAUGCCUCCGUCUUCGCCGAGUACUCCGUCCCCAAGAUGUACCUGAAGCUCCAGUACUGCGUUUCUUGCGCCAUCCACGGCAAGAUCGUCCGUGUCCGCUCCCGUGACGGCCGCCGCAACCGUGCUCCCCCUCCCCGUAUCCGCUACAACAAGGACGGCAAGAAGCUCCAGCCCCCCUCUGCCGCUAAGGCUCUGUAA